UCAUCCUCCGUUGCAAUGGAGAAACAUGGAUUUGGAAUCGUCAUGGAUCGUCUACUUGCGAAGGGCAUGGAAAUACAGAUAUUUGCAUCGGAUCGACAUGUCGGGAUUCGAAAGAUGAUGAAAACCAAUUACCCCCAGAUCAACCAUCAAUUUGACAUAUGGCACUAUUCAAAAUCCAUUAAAAAAAAACUCACUAAAGUUUCAAAAAUGAAAUUAUGCAAGCAAAUAGCUCCCUGGAUUGACAAGAUCGGUCUUCACUUCUGGUGGUGUGUCAAAACAAGUCAGAAUAACGUCGACCUAUUCAAGGAAAAGUGGUUUUCACUACUGCAUCACAUCUGCAACCAGCACCAGUGGGAAGCAAAUCUGUACAGCAAGUGUGCUCAUAAAACUAUUGAAGAUGGUGAUGAAGAAAAACGCUACUUAUGGAUCAUCAAAGACACUCCUCCUUUUACAAACAUAGAGAAGAUUGUGACAAGUCAGCAAUUUCAAAAUGAUAUGCCGCAUCUUAUUCAUGGAUGUCACACUGGUGCACUGGAGAAUUUCCACAGUUUGGCGUUGAAGUAUCGCACCAAGCGGAUUCAUUUCGGGAUGGAUGGAAUGGAGGCUCGAACAAAGUUAGCGGUUUUAACCCAUAAUAACAAUACCGGAAGAAAACAGGCCACAGUCAAAUUUUCACGUUCCAACACUGAAGCGGUAGGAGCAAGAAGAACAAAGUUGUUUGUCCCAAAAGGAAGAUCUCGUUGGAUCGUCCGCAAUGUAUACGAGAAGUUAUCGGUUGAAUUUAUGUAUGAUAUUAUUGAUGAUGUACUCAAGAUGGCAGGUGGUAAAAUCUCACACGAUUGGGAAAGUCGAACUGCAUCACUACCUCCUAACAUAGCAAAUAUGGAGCGGCCUAAUAAAGCUGAAAUCAGGCAAAUGCAAAUUAAUCGAUUUCGUUACAGCGAAAAAUAGAACCUCUUUAUAAAAAAUUCAAAAUAAUGGUUCUUCACAGUUAAUUUACAAAGCAAUACCGGUUAAAAAAAUAAAAAAAGUUUUUGUUUAUGGUGUUAUGGUUAUCUCGUUAAUCAUUUUGUUAGUGUCUUCCAGGAGAGAAAUCAAGUCUCUUAUGGACUGACCACACUUGAUGCCUGUUUCUACUUAGAAUGAACAACCAUGAAUGUCUUUUUUUGGUUCUUAUAUUCCAACGUUAGAUAAGUUUUAUAUCACGAAUGGAACUACAAUCAAUCAUACUGUGUUAUGAUAAUGCAGUUACUAUUGAUGGAAUGCAAGUGUCCGAAUACGAUCCUCUCCCAAGCAACCAUAAAUAUGUUUUAUUUAUUACUAAGAAUUUUUUGUUAAAAAUGUUUUUACAAUAAAAUUGUUUAUUUUUUUAUUUUUUUCAGAUGAAUUAGUCGGCAGUGUGAAUCAAGUUCUAUGUGCCCGUGAAUGUCCGUUUCUCUACGCAAUCUUAACCAUAUAAAACUAUAAACUUGAAUUUGACUAAUAAAGUUCAGUUAUAGACAUCCGACAUUUACUAUGAGUUUGAAUAUUUUGGAUAAACAUUAAAGGAUCCCACUCUCACUUGGAGCUUGAUUCACGCCGCAGACAGAUGCAUGUGAAAAAAAAAAAUUUUUUUACUAUUUAUAUACUGUGUGUGUUAUUUUUAGAUGAAACAGAGAAAUGUGAAUUUGUUACCAAGCAACCAGCAGGAACAGGUUGUAAGUAGCGUCACGUCUCUAAUACGCCGGGUAUAAUUUCGAGAAUCUUUUUUUAUAGGGAACCUGUCUCCAGGAUUUUGUGUAUCGAGCUGGGGACAUGGGCUUCUAGACGGCCGUUGGCACAUCUAGAAGCCCCCAGUCCCCAUAGCUCAAUGUGCUUUUUUCUCGGCUGAAAAAUAAUUUUAGAGCUAAGCAAAUUAACCAGAUAUCACUCCCGUGUCAGGAGAUAAUGAAAAUAUGACUCCUCUCCGGACAUUGGAGUCAUAUCUAGUUCAUUUACAUAUCUCUAAAAACAAUUGUUGGCCGCCAUAGAAUCACAUAGAGCAAUGGGGACUGGGUACUGCAGAUGUGCCACCGGCCAUCUAAAAGCCCAUGUCCCCAGCUCUAUAAACCAAAUCCUGGGGAAAGGUUCAAUUCAAAAAUUGAAUUCUUAAUAAAACAUGUUAAGUCAAAUUAUUUGGUUAGUUAGUUAGUUGGCAAUUCAGAAGGUUGACUUAUUGACUUGGAUCCAGAAUCCUGCAUCGUAGGUGACUGAAAAUAAAUUUUCUUUAUAGCUUUUAAUUUUUUUAUAAUCAAAUUUCGAACCAGAUUAUUAAAGACAUGCUAUCGCUGCACCCUAACUGGCCCUGCCGGUAUCUUAGUACAGAAUUCAUAGGUGACUGGUUCAUAAAACACAGUAUACCAAUAGUAAAAAUAAUUGGUGAGUGACAGGAAUGGCUAGAAGGGGA
Molecule: messenger RNA, 2425 nt
Organism: Bufo gargarizans (Asiatic toad)
Lineage: Eukaryota; Metazoa; Chordata; Amphibia; Anura; Bufonidae
Exons: 3
Coding region: 16-951 (311 amino acids)
Source: RefSeq, a predicted model, not a curated record